Molecule: messenger RNA, 8452 nt
Organism: Stomoxys calcitrans (stable fly)
Lineage: Eukaryota; Metazoa; Arthropoda; Insecta; Diptera; Muscidae
Gene: sdt
Exons: 18
Coding region: 820-6705 (1961 amino acids)
Biological process (GO): establishment or maintenance of epithelial cell apical/basal polarity; generation of neurons; establishment or maintenance of polarity of embryonic epithelium
Cellular component (GO): adherens junction; plasma membrane
Molecular function (GO): protein binding
Source: RefSeq, a predicted model, not a curated record
AUAAUCAUACUCGUCGCCGUCGUUGUCGUUUGUGGAGCCCUAAAAAUAGUUACAUCUUUUUUUUUUGUUUGAAAAAAAUUUCAUAAAACCAAAGUAAUUUUACUCAAAAAGGAAAGUGUUAUAGAAUAGCUAAGAAAUUGUUGCCAUAAAAAGAGUUUUAAUAAUUUUUUUACCCAAUUAUAUUUUUUCACGGUUUCCAAUACAUGGUGUGAUAUAUUUAUGAAAAGCAUUUUGUUGGCCGAAAACAAACGCUACUGAGUUUGAACAGAGCUGGCAACGAAAAAGGAAAAAAUUUAAUAAAAAUUCAAUAACAUUAUCACCUUUGAUUAUAGCAAGCCAGGAGCACCAUAAAACCUUUGGCAAAGGUCAAAUGUGGAAAAAAUCCAAAUAACAAAAUGUAUCGCUGAUUCGGAAAUUGGUAUUAACAAACUAUUGGUUGCCCCGCCUCUAGUCCUUCCUCUACAACAAUCGCAUAACUGGGAUUUUCGUUUACGCCGUUGUGAUUUUUGCCCCGCAGACUACCGUUUUGGGUCUGCAUGCGUGCGUGCGUGGGCUUUCGUGAGUUUGAAUGCGGGCAACGUGCCCGCAACGUGUGUGUGCGUCGUUGUCGUUGUCGUCGUCGUCGUUGUUGUUGUCCUAGUUCUUCGUGGCAUAGUGUAUGCUCUUUGUAAUUCAUCCCAAACAUCAACUUUUCUACUAUUGGAAAACUUUUCGCAGAAUUCUUUGUUGUGCCAUUAGAAGUUUCCCCUCAAAGUUUGUUUUCUUGCUUACUUUCAAAGGGCGUCUUAUUUUUCGCUUUGGCUUUGGGCGGCUGCUGCAAUGCAAUCGAAUACCAGUCGUGCUACUUUGAGUGCACAAUCCUCGGGAACACCAUCGGCGUCAACGAUAUCAUCAUCAGGCAAGCAACAAGUGGUUGAAUUAUCUGGUUAUGUCAUUAUUCUGGUGGAGAAUGUUGAUGGUAAAAUUAAAUUAUAUGGCUCUCCACCCGAUCGUGAUAAUUUGGAAGUGGGCGAUGAGAUACUCGAAGUUAAUGGCUUAACAUUGGAUAAUAUUUCACGAACGGAAGUUAUACGACACAUACACGAUUGUAUUAAAUCGUGUACCAUAUGUUUACGGGUUCGCAAGAAAAAUGAUUCCAGGCUGGCUUGGGAUAUUGGCAAUUCAGUGCAGGACGCAUUUGUUAUAGCGGUUGAGGAACAUGCAAGAGAACGUUUGCAACGUUUAGCGGCCUUAAAUCGUGUAACACCUGUGGAUAUUACUCAGUUAUCGAAAAAGCUCCAACAAACCAAAAGCGGUGCUCCAUCGACACAAAAACAGGACUUAAGUUUCCUCAACGAAGCCUCCCCCAUCUAUGUGACCUCAUUCAAUAGCAAUCAUACGGCCUGCAAUAGCACCACCCUAACGACAGCGGCAGCGGUAGCCACCUCUACUACGGGGACAGCGGGGCUGAUAAGUGCAACAACAAUAACGCCCACGGCUGUUGCAUCCACGACGACUAAUGCCAGUUCGGCUAAGCCACAGACAGUACCAGCCAGCGGUGUAGGUCCACUAUCGGCAGCCAUAGUAGCAGGAGCAAAAACCACAGCAACCGGAAACACCUCAACAGUAGCACCAACAGGAGCCGAUAGAAAUGCCAACAAUUGCCCCCAGGCCUCUGUAAUAGCAGCAGCAGCUGUAGCAUCCUCAUUAGCGGCUGCCUCCAAGCAGAUACCAGCCUCAGUUCACCACCCACUACCAACAGCAGCAGCAGCAGCAGCAAUCACAGCAGGAGCCCCAGCAUCAGCGGCCACAACAACAACGUCCACAACCUCAAUAUUGACAAAUCAUAAUAGCAUUUAUCAGGCCACAGCCCUAGCGAAAUUGCCCUCCUCAUUGCCGCACAAAAAGCUAACCAUCGCACGCAGCCUCCAACAUUUGGAGGUUAAGGAGGUGGACGAUGACGAUGAUGAUUUGGCCGCAUUAGGUGCCAAUUUGUGUAACAUCAAUUUCAUUAACUACAAGAACAAGCAUGCCGAAAUACCCACACCCACAACCACUGGCCCCCUGCAUGUUAGUCCAUUUGUGGGCAACGCACCUGUGAUAGUAGCAGGUCCCAGUUCCACCUUGGGGCGACGCAAAUCGCAGCAGAGCAACAGCAACACCAAUACGAAUCCUGUUACCGUUAGUGCCACAGUUGAUGUUCAUCACUCAGCUCAUGCGGCGGGAGCAUCAACAGCCUAUCACGAUCACAUACCACCGCCUUUACAGUUACCCCCGCCCAAUAAGAUCUAUGUGGAUGCCCAAACACUGACCUCGCCGCGCCUGGCCAAGAACGCCCAAGGAGGAGGAGUAGUAGUAGUAGGAGCAGCAGGCGAUUCUUUGAUCACCAAAGGUGGCCCAACUUUGAACAACAAUAUCAACAACAACAAUAGUCUAAAAACUUUAUCGGCAUUAUCGGCGGCCGCCACAGCCAGUAUCAAGGCACCAGCCGUAACUGCUACUGCUGCUAACAAGGCGACAGCUCUGCAACUGAACAAUAACAACUCUCAACAGCUUCCUUCGUAUGCGGUACAUCAUUUGGGUACGCUACAGCAGCUGACGCAGAAGCAGCAGCCAGCAACGAAUGCAACUGCAAUCCUUAAUGCCCAGUUAACAUCUUCCUCGUGCUCGAAUCAGCUCAGCAGCAACAAUAGCAGCAUUCACAGUGCAUCCAGUGCAUCGACGCAAGCAUCAUCAAUAAUAACGGCACCAUUGUCGGCGGGAGCCUCAUCAUCAGCAGCAAAUACAGCAUCUACGACAGCAACAACAAAAAAUCUUAGCAGUAAUCUUAGUAAUAAUUGUGAUUUACAUAUAUCAGCGAAUAAUCUUCAACAACAACAGCAACAACAACAUCUACAACAGCAGCAGCACCAGCACCAGCAACAACCACCGAGAAGAGAGUUACUAACAGAUGACGAUGAAGAUGAAACAGAUGAUAUUUUACAAUUGAAUACAAAUAGUUUAUCAAAUAAUUUAACGCAACUAAAUUAUAGUCCAAAUAGCAGCAUAUCAAGAGGUGGAUUUGAACUACUACUGGGUGAUCAAUCGUUAAGGCAAGAUAUCAGGCCCCGGCGUAGAUCCGGCUCUAGUAUAGUGGUUUUAGAUAGUGAAGAUUUAAAGCCCUGUCUACCCGAUGUUUAUAAUAAUCUACCACAUAUACGACAGCCAAACGAAGAUACCCAAGAGAUUGAUCAGGAAAUGUACACAACCAUGUUGAAGUCCAUAAAUCAAGAUAAUGGACCUCAUCGCGAGAUGGCUGUUGAUUGUCCAGAUAAUUUUAUAGCACGUAAUAAAACACCACCACGUUAUCCGCCACCCCGUCCACCACAGCAGAAGCAGCUUAACAAUGCCCUGGCCUUGGGGGGCAAAGGCAAAAUGUCGGUGGCCCUUAAUCCCAAUGGAGGCGGAGGUGGUUCGCUGACAUCGCCUGAGGAAUUGGAUUUAAUGGUGGUGGAUGCUCUCUAUCGCAAAGGUUCCUCCUCUCAUUCGUCUUCGUAUGAAAGUGAGGUCUUGAGUAAAAAGUCCUCGGAAUCCUUUGAUUCCAUAUCCUAUCGUCAACUGCAGAACAAUAACAAUGACUUGAUUGGCAAAGAAUCUCAGCACAACUCCAAUUCAAAUUCAUCGUCGUCAUCUUGCUCGAAUCCCAAGCAAAAAGUGGUUAGCAUGAAUGGCAAUGGUGUGGCCAGUCUCUUGAGCAAUGCGGCCUCCAUCAUUAAUGGUGGUGGCAAUAGCAGCAGCGGUGGAGGCAAUAACAGUGGCAGUGGCGAAUCCUUGCCCAGCAUAACGAGCACAGGUUCUACGCCGCCGCCGGAAUAUGAACUCAAAGAAUUGUCCUCCAAAAAUUCCAUUUUACCUCCUGUUAUCAAGCAUCGCGAACUGCCGGUAGAUGUACCCGAUAGCUUCAUUGAAAUGGUUAAGACUCCCCCCAGAUAUCCUCCUCCCGCCCAUUUGUCCUCAUUAUCCUCACAAAUAUCUUCCUGCAGUUCGGCCUCCACCGCCAAUACCACCUUGACGCGCAUCAACUCUUCGAAUAAUUCCAAUACCGAGUCACAUAAUAUGAGCUUGUCGCCGCAAUCGCUAAAAAUGCAUCACCAAACUCAAGAGACUUCCAUGAUAUCCACCAUGUCUCUGAAUGGAUCCUUUGAGGAUUUCCAAAAUCAGCAGCAGCAGCAACAACAACAACAAAACCAGCAGCAGCAAUCAGGCAAUCAAAUACCACAGCCUCAAGUGGCUAUAAUGCCUGCAAAACGUACCGAUGAGUUAAAUGGCUCGAUUAAGCCGGUGCCACCUCCACGUGACACAGUGCGUGUGGAAAAAGAUGGACGUGUACAGCGUUCACCAUUGCCGCCGCAAUUACCCGAUCGUCGAGGGAUGCCGGGGGCAAAUAGUCAACAACAACAGAUUGCCCAAAUUGUGGAGCCAACAAUGGAACAAUUGGAUAGUAUUAAGAAAUAUCAGGAACAAUUGCGUCGCCGACGAGAAGAGGAGGAGAGGAUUGCCCAACAGAAUGAGUUUUUGCGUGCCAGCUUACGAGGUUCACGAAAGCUUAAAGCUUUGCAGGAUAAUAAAACUGGCGCCCAACAGCAGCAACCGGUAGCAGCAGAACGUUCUGUUAUUGGGGUAGAAAAUGAAGCCUAUGUGGAGGAUGAGGAUGUGGAUAAAGUUAAAGGCUAUGGUGAUUUAAUUGCCGCCUUAAACCGUCUCCAGAGUCAGCUAACCAAAAAUGGCAUGAACACACUCGCAGGCCGAGUGUCGGCCGCUCACAAUAUUCUCUCCAAUCCGGGCGUAGCCCAUGCCUUGGCUGCCCGUGCCGCGGUGCUGCAACGUCGACGCUCCAAAGCCACCACUCCAGUCAGUACAAAUGCCAUGGAAUUGCAAAAGGAUAUCGUGGAGCUCCUAACCAAGUCCAAUUCUGCAGCGGCCAUUGAAUUGGGCAACUUGCUGACAAGUCACGAAAUGGAGGGCCUACUAUUGGCCCAUGAUCGUGUGGCCACCCACACAGAUGGUACACCAUCACCAUCGCUAAGUGGGGCCGGCAGUCCUCAGCCCAUAUCGCCUAGUUCGGCACCCCUUCCACCUCUGCCUGUACCACCAAAAUCUGCCUCUGUAAGGGGCACAGCAGUGCCACCACCUGUGGUGCCGCCUCCAUUGGCCCAACGCAGUGCAAUGCCUUUACCUCCCAAUGUUCCAGCCCAUAAUGCCACCAGCACCGGCUAUGCCCAUAUGAAGCCGGCCGGUUCGCAUAGGCCGGACUCGCCGCCACUGAGUGCCUGCUUUGGUAUACUCAACGAUCAAAAUGACAAUAUACGUAUUAUACAAAUUGAGAAAUCGACUGAACCCCUAGGUGCCACAGUACGCAAUGAAGGUGAGGCGGUAGUCAUAGGCCGCAUAGUAAGGGGAGGAGCUGCCGAAAAGUCCGGCCUUCUACACGAGGGCGAUGAAAUACUCGAGGUGAAUGGUCAAGAGUUGCGCGGCAAGACGGUGAAUGAUGUUUGCGCCUUGCUAAGCACCAUGCAGGGCACCCUCACCUUUUUGAUAGUGCCCGCUGGCAGUCCUCCACCUGGUGGCGGCCAUCAUCGUGAAAAUGCUGUCUUACAUGUGCGGGCUCAUUUCGAUUAUGAUCCGGAAGAUGAUUUGUAUAUACCUUGCCGUGAGCUGGGCAUUAGUUUCCAAAAGGGUGAUGUUCUACAUGUCAUCUCGAGGGAGGAUCCAAAUUGGUGGCAAGCAUAUCGUGAGGGUGAAGAAGACCAAACUUUGGCCGGUCUAAUACCUAGUCAAUCAUUCCAACAUCAAAGGGAAACCAUGAAAUUGGCCAUAGCCGAAGAGGCGGGUCUGCAAGGCAGAAAUCGUGGCAAAGAUGGUGGGGCAAAGGGAUCAACGCUGCUGUGUGCACGCAAGGGACGCAAGAAGAAGAAGAAGGCCAGUUCGGAAGCAGGAUAUCCUUUAUAUGCCACCACCGCCCCCGAUGAAACUGAACCCGAGGAAAUACUCACCUAUGAAGAGGUUGCCUUGUACUAUCCCCGAGCCACACACAAACGUCCCAUUGUUCUAAUAGGCCCACCCAAUAUAGGACGUCAUGAAUUGCGUCAGCGUCUUAUGGCGGAUUCCGAUCGGUUUUCAGCAGCAGUGCCACUUUUCUAUUUAUGUCAAUCAAAAGAAAAGGAUUGCAAAAAGAAGAAUACCUCCCGCACCCGUCGUGAAGGCGAAGUUCCUGGUGUCGACUAUCAUUUUAUCACACGCCAGGCUUUUGAAGCUGAUAUUUUGGCUCGUCGCUUUGUGGAGCAUGGUGAAUAUGAAAAAGCUUACUAUGGCACUUCCUUGGAAGCCAUACGUACAGUUGUGGCCAGUGGUAAAAUCUGUGUUCUUAAUCUACAUCCACAAAGUCUUAAACUUUUAAGAGCCUCGGAUUUGAAACCCUAUGUUGUGCUGGUGGCUCCACCUAGUCUAGAUAAACUAAGACAAAAGAAAUUACGCAAUGGUGAACCAUUUAAGGAGGAGGAGCUAAAAGAUAUCAUUGCUACCGCCCGAGACAUGGAGGCCCGCUGGGGUCAUUUAUUCGAUAUGAUCAUUAUUAAUAAUGAUACCGAAAGAGCUUAUCAUCAAUUGUUGGCCGAGAUUAAUUCAUUGGAACGUGAGCCUCAAUGGGUGCCAGCCAGCUGGGUGCAUAACAAUAGGGAUGAGUCAUAAUUUUUUAAUAAAAAAAAAAAAACUUGAAACAAAUUUUAAGAUUUAGGCAAACAGCUAAGAAAAAAUUGGAAGGGAAUUUUAAAACAAAAAUUGUAAAUAAAACAUGAUAUUAAGCAAAAGGAUUUGUGAACAGAAAAAAAAAUUAAGAAAUCAUAAUUUAUACAAAAUGAAGAAAACAUUUAUAUAUGCAAUAUUUUUUAUUAUUAUUAUUAUAAUUUUUAUUGAUUGAGAAAUUUGUUAAUGUAGAUAUAACAAUUGUGUUUGAAUGUGGUGUUUUUACAUCCAAAUUUACUAUAUAAGUAAAUAAUAUAAUUAAAAAAAAAAAAACAAAAACAUGAAUAAAAUUAAUGUGUAUAUUAUUAUUUUUUUUAAUGAAUUUCUUUUCAAACCCCGAAAAUCACAAAUAGUUUUUUUUUAAUACAUAACACUUAACAAUAACUAUAUUACAUAAAAGAAAAUUUGUUUGACAAAUAUCGAAUGUAAGUAUAAUAAAAAAAACAAAAAAUCUUCCUUAAUUUCCACUUUUUAUGUAGAAACCUAAAAAUGUCUAGAAAUUAUAAAAAAAAAAUUUUGUUUUGUGUUUUUUUAAUAAUUUGUAAACUAAACAUUCCAUUUAUUUCUUUUUUUACAUAUAUAAAAUAUGUUUUUAAAAUUUUAUGUUUUAAUUUUCUUUUUAAUAAAAAAAAACAAAGAAAACUCUAAGCUAAACUUUAAAAAAACUAUAAAAAAAAAAUUAAAAAAUUAUAUAGUUGUUAUUGAAAAUAAAGAAAAAGACAACAUACAAAACAAAAUGUAUAACUUCUAAGCAAAUGUUAAAAGCAGAUGGUCUUAACAAUAACAGCAAACCAACUAAUAAACAAUUUUAUGAAUCCAAAAAUCAACAACAACAACAACACCCCAUUUACUUUAUUGCAAAACCAAGAACAGCAACAACUACAACAUCAUUAAAUGUAUGUUAAGUAUAAGAAAAAUCGAAGGACAUCAAUCCUACUGCUAGUAAAGUUUUCAUAGCCUAAAGAAAACGUGUUACAUUCUAAACUAAUCCUCGAUAUACAUCAAAAAGAAAUAUUAACAAAACUGCAAGCAAAAAAUAUCGAAAAUUUGUAUUUAAAGAAAACAAAAAAAAAAUACAAUGAAUAAAAAUACUUCCACUUGUUAAAUAUCUUGAAACCCUGCCCCACUUUAUAGAUUUUGUUACAAAAUUUGAGUACAGAGUUGUGUUUUUCUGAAGAAACGAAAAUACAAUUCCAAUGUUAAAAUUCUGUUAACAUUUUGUAAGUGAAAUAUGAAAUUCAACAGAAACCUUGCAAAAAAUACAUACCCUAUAGAAAAACACAUAUAUCAUCCGACAUGUUUUCCAUAUAUACGUACAUACAUAUAUAUUGUCACAUUAAUAUAUUUGUAUAUUGUUUUCAUAAUUUUGUAGUUAAAUGGAAAUUAUUUUUUGUGUUUUAUUGAUUGUUUUUUUUUAUAUAACAUAUACAUGAAUGGAUAAUGGAAGCAUAACCUCCACCACCACCAACAACACCCCUUAGGACAAAAGCAAACGAAUCUGAAAGUGAAGCGAAAAAGUAUACAUAAAAAUAAAAAGCCAACAACAACAACAACAAAUGAAAACAUAUUAGAAUUUAGCAAAGUAACUGAGAAAUGGUAACAUACAAAAAAAAACUAUAUCGAUAAAAAGAAGAAAAAAUCACUAACAGAGAAAAAAUCAAGAAGAUUAUAAAACAGAGCAAGAAAAAAGAAA